Messenger RNA from Terrapene triunguis (Three-toed box turtle), 561 nucleotides. RefSeq names its product perforin-1-like. The transcript has a single exon. The record is from RefSeq and is a predicted model, not a curated record. Bases 31 to 561 code for a protein of 176 amino acids. Lineage: Eukaryota; Metazoa; Chordata; Testudines; Emydidae.
GACCAGGUGAGGGAUCCUAUCACACUAGCCAUGCCCAGAUCCGGUGCCUUCAUCCCUCUCCUCCUCCUCUUCCUUCUCCCGGGGGUCUCCUCCUACUGCUACACAGGCAAAGCUGAGGUGUGCGAUGAGAACAUGGCCUCUGUGCCUGCACACAACCUGGUGGGGGAGGGCAUCGACAUCACCACGCUGGAGUGGACAGGGGCCUUCCUGGUGGACACCAGUUUAUGGCGCGGCCCAAACGGCACCUGCAGCCUGUGCCGGAACCCGCUGCAGGAGGGGCAGGUGCAGAGGCUGCCUCUGGCCGUGGUCGACUGGAGGGUCCACAGCUGGUGCAACCGGGCCCUCAGCAGCUCGGUGGAAGAGUCAGCCGUGGACGUGGCCCGGGCAAUAGCGUCAGAUGUGAAAAAUAACUGGAAGUUGGGGCUGCGGCUGCCGGAUGAGUCCCCGGUCCUGGCCCUGGCGGGGUCCCAAUCCCGGCUCGCUGGUUUUGCCUACCAGAAAGAGCUGCAUGACAAGUACAUGUUCAUACGCCACGAGGUGUCCUGUGUGUAUUACAGGUGA